Bradysia coprophila is the source of this 657-nucleotide messenger RNA. Its product is annotated as pre-rRNA-processing protein TSR2 homolog. The record is from RefSeq and is a predicted model, not a curated record. NCBI's taxonomy places the organism in Eukaryota, Metazoa, Arthropoda, Insecta, Diptera, Sciaridae.
UUUCGCAAAUGUCAAAAAACAUCGUGGGGAGACGGACGAGAAUAACAAUACACCGUGGUGUGCUAGCUGAGUGAUUUUUAAAUUACAAUUUUUUUGGUAAGCAAUGGAAGACAACGACAAAAAAAUCUUCAAGGAAGUCGUUGAGAAUAUAUUCUUGCGAUGGACCGCACUUAAAUUAGCUGUGGAACAUGGCAUGGGUGGAAAGACCGGUCAGCAGACUGCCGUCGAAUCAAUGAAUUAUGUGUACGAGUAUUGCAUUGGCAACGACAAUGUCACACAGUCGGAGAUACAGGAGGUUUUAGAAGAUAUUAUGGACGAAGAAUUUGACACCAUUUGUGAAGAUAACUCGCCUGCCGAAAUAUCGUCCAUGCUCGUCACAUAUCUGAAGAUGAUCCUAGCUAAACAAUACGAUACCGUCCGAACAGAAGUCUCAGCUAUGCCACAAUGCCAGACACAGUGGUUGAAUCCGAAUUUCAAGUUAGAAUACAAAAAAGACUCGGAUUCGGGUAGCAGUGAUGAUGAAGAUGAGGAAAUGGAAGUCUGUACCGACACGGAUGUUCAGGGUGCGAGCAGAACAAAUGCGCCGAUCACUGAUGAGGACGGAUGGACGACGGUUACAUCGAAAAGGAGAUAAUAAAGUCGUGAAUGGAAAUUUAG